CAAGCUGAAUUGUUACGCGUUGUUCUAAUGAAACGAAUAAUUUAACAAAACAGUCAUAUUCGUCGGGUGAAAUCAAAUUUGACCUUCACCGACCACAUUGCUCUGCUGUAAAUAUAGUUCGUUUGUAGACAAGUGAUAAGUCGUAUUGUUUACAACUGCAUAUCGUGAAGGAUCAGUGAAGCUGUUUAAUCAAGUGUGAAUUUGGUGCGAUUUCUUCAACAUUGUCUUGUUUCAUCUGAUAUCGCAUACGUGGUGAGAGUUUGAGUGGUUUAUUUCAAGAUGUUGCUGUGUGUAAUAUAAAAGAAAAUGACCAGAGGAUUCAAGAGGACCAGUGAUACGGCGGUAGUGCCAAAUAUGGUUCCAAAAAAGAGGCAAAGACUGAGGGUAGGAGACCCCGAUUUUGAAUCUCCCGAUUCAGGAUGGGCUUGGCUCAUACUCGUGGCGUGUGGUUUAAGUGGUGCCUUUGGAUUACUCGAAUCGGCAAACGCCCUUGCCAUGAAUACUUACUUCGAUAAGAAAAGAAGAAUAGCUACCGGAUUAUCCUGGACCAUAACCGCAUUCGGUCCAGUCGUUUGUCCUUAUAUUGUGAUAGCCCUGAUGAACAUGUAUGAUAUGGAAGGCACAAUCCUUUUAUUUGGUGGAUUUUCGAUGCAUUCACUUGUUUGCUCGCUUCUCCUGCAGCCAGUCCAUUGGCAUACCAAAUAUAGGGAUGAAAUUGAAGCCAGUCGCAAAGAAUCAAAAACGGAAAGCAGAGCCCUCUCCAGAAUCAGUAGCGCUGUGUUCUCAAGUCAGUACUUAGAAAAUGAUACAGGAGCUUUCAGUUCGGAAACGCCGAUGAUGUUGGUUGGUUCGAGACUCUCCUUGACGUCCGACUAUGACAACCGGCCACGAAGAAAGUCUAGCACCAUACCUAAAGUUUCUUCCCAUGCCAACGUGAUAGACCAUGCGCAGGAUUCGGACUUGAAAUCCAGGAAAUCAUCAUUGAUGCAUCAGCACUCGAUGAAAGAGCGGAAAGAAUCAUUAACCAUCAACCAUAUUCAGGAAGAGGAGGAAGUCAAACCUCUUAAGAAUCAAGAAGCCCAGCCAAUGAUUACCGAUAGUGAUGGUGAUGAUGAAGAGGUUGGUUUCUGGAAGGGCCUCUAUUACGAUUUCGAUUUUAAGCUUCUGAAAGACCCGAUUUACGUGAACCUUAUGUUGGGGCUGACGAUGACGAAUUUUGUUGAACUGAACUUUGGACUGUUGACACCGAUGGUCAUGGCGGAAUUUGAUUUUGAGAAGAAUGAGAUCGCUACGUUCAUGUCCUUGUUGGCGGGAACUGAUAUUCUGUGCAGAUUUUUGGUUUCUUUCAUCGCAGAUAAAGUCAAAAUUAGCAACAGAAACUUUUAUCUGCUUGGUAUCUUUGUGAUGCUCGCAGGAAGAAUGGUUUUUAUGCACACCUCGUACAGUCUCUUAGCAGCGGUUAUCAUUGGUAGUGGAAAAGCAUUGAGGACGAUAUUUUUGAUAUUGGUCAUCCCAUCGCACGUGCCAAUCGAGAGGCUUCCCGCCGCCUAUGGUCUUCAGUACGCAUUCAUAGGCCUGUUAGACAUCGUAGUUCAUCCCUACUGUAGUUGGAUAAGAGAAACCGUGGGUAGUUACCUCAUUCAGAUACACAUCCUGAAUGUCCUCACGUAUAUCACAGCUAUAUGCUGGUUAGCAGAGGGAAGAAUUACAAGUUUCCUGAAGAGGAGAAGAGAAAAGAAGAAAGCAGUUAUCCAAACAUAAAGCAUGUGUUCAACAAGUGAUAUUUAUUUACAUGGUAGAUGAUUGAACUGAUUUGUAAUAUUUUUGUUGUGAUGAAAUUCAUUGCAAAUGUAAGAUUUGUUGUUACUUCCAACGAUAUUGUCGAUAUAUCGAGUGACGAUGGAAUAUGCAUCAGUAUUAUUCGUUAGUUUCGAAGACAAUGAUUGAAACUUGGAGAAUGGGACUAUGAAGGGGUUUUUGACAGUAACUAGUAUAGCAGUUCGUUAGCUGGCAGUACACUAUAUGACGUUUUCGAUAUUUUGUGAAGACGCAAUUGGCUACUGGAGUUUUCAACUACUGCUUAUAUAACGUCGGUGUUGCAAGAAAUUGAAAAAGAACAAGGAUACACACCUCAACGCUCAUUUAAAUAAAAGUGCACUGCAGUGUACAAUUUCCAACGCUUUUUCGCUUAUCUGUUUUCUUUUUAACUCAAUUAUAUGAAAAAUGAUUUUUCUCCAUCACACUAUAAAGUUUAUACCAUUAUCGAAUGUUAAGAAUCAUAAUUGUUAUCAAAAGUUGCUCUAAAAAUUCCACUCCAAACACUCGCAGAAACUUUAAAUUAUUGGCCAAUCAAAAACACUGCAAGUUCAUCAAAACUGAAAUGUCUCCACUUCUGACAUAUCGAUUUUACGCAAUUGAAACAAUUUUUGUACUCACUCGAUGUAUUGUCAAAACGAUUGUUGGAUCUUCAUUAUCAUAUGUACAUUGAGCAGCAUAAACAUUUCAAACUGUU
This is a messenger RNA of Leptinotarsa decemlineata (Colorado potato beetle), 2512 nucleotides long. RefSeq lists its product as uncharacterized. The record is from RefSeq and is a predicted model, not a curated record. Lineage: Eukaryota; Metazoa; Arthropoda; Insecta; Coleoptera; Chrysomelidae. Gene Ontology annotation, molecular function: monocarboxylic acid transmembrane transporter activity. Gene Ontology annotation, biological process: monocarboxylic acid transport; transmembrane transport.